This is a messenger RNA of Armigeres subalbatus, 1164 nucleotides long. RefSeq names its product zinc finger Ran-binding domain-containing protein 2. Lineage: Eukaryota; Metazoa; Arthropoda; Insecta; Diptera; Culicidae. Gene Ontology annotation, molecular function: RNA binding; lipopolysaccharide binding. Gene Ontology annotation, biological process: RNA processing. The record is from RefSeq and is a predicted model, not a curated record. The transcript is spliced from 4 exons. The coding region runs from base 125 to 1018 and encodes 297 amino acids.
CGCAUAAAUAACGUUUGAUUUGUUUACAUCAAAAUAUUGCAAAAUACAUUUCAAAAUAAUUUUUACUAGCAAAACCAGGCAAUUUAACUAAAGAAAACACUAAUCUAAAAUCAGUUUACGACAAAUGAGCACCUGUAACAAACCGGAAGAAAAUCGUCGACCGGGCGCGAAUAAAGACGGCGAUUGGACUUGUCCAGAUUCCGAAUGCCAGAAUUUAAAUUUUGCUCGUCGUAGCCAGUGUAAUCGUUGCGGCAGUGAGCGUCCUCCUGUUGAUGCUGAAAAGAGCUCCAACAGCACCGCUGGAGUUGUCAGCAAUGAUAGCUCCCAUACGAGUAGUCACAAGAAGAAAGUGGGUAUCGAAAUUGGAAAAGUUGCCGCAGAAAAAUCUCGCGGACUGUUCAGCGCUGAAGACUGGCAAUGCAGCAAGUGUGCCAAUGUAAAUUGGGCCCGGCGUCAUACCUGCAACUUGUGCAACGCUCCUAGGUUUUGUGAAGUUGAAGAACGAACCGGUUACGGUGGCGGCUACAAUGAUCGAGGUAUUGUAGAGUAUAAAGACCGUUCGGAUUCCGAUGACGAAUAUGAUGAAUUUGGUCGCAAGAAAAAAAGAAAAUCCAAUGUAUCUUCUCGGCCUCGACCUUCUAGAGUUAGCCCGUCCAGAAACAAAAAAUCGCACCAUGCUAAAGACGAUGGCGAUGAGGAAGAAGAAGAUGAUGAUGACGAUGAAGACGAUGAUAAUGGAGACCUUUCAAAAUACGAUCUUUGGGGCUCUGAUACGGAAGAUGUGAGCAAAAGUGACAAAAAAGUCGUCCAGAAAAAUCGUAAAGACGACUACUCCUCAAGUUCAAGCUCAAGUUCUGAAUCAGAAUCAUACUCCCGAUCAAGAUCAAGGUCAAGAAGUCCUCGUGAGCGCACUGAGCGCAACCGUGAUCGUCAAUCCAAUUACCACUCCAAACGUUCUCGAUCCAGGUCGAAUUCGCCACGCUAUAAACGCCAUAGCUCAUCGUCUUAUCGCCGCUAGCUUUUCCGAAGUCUUGAUGCAAAACUACGUCUGCUAACUAUGCUCACAAAUUCAGCCCAAUAUUAUAAAACUUACACAGUUUUUUUAGUAUUCCAAAUUUAUGUCUGCUACCGUGUGAGAAUUAUACAAACAUAACUUGUGCGAAA